Messenger RNA from Rotaria socialis, 342 nucleotides. NCBI's taxonomy places the organism in Eukaryota, Metazoa, Rotifera, Eurotatoria, Philodinida, Philodinidae. The record is from the annotation of a GenBank genome assembly.
AUGUUUCAAGGUCGUAUUCAAUUAGACAAAGCUGAAAUGGAAGAAUUAAAAGCUUUAGGAGAUUUCGAACAAGUGGCCAUCCCAUCUCAAUGGAAUAUUCAUUUGAUGUUAAAAUCAAAAGUCAAGCAGUAUUCAGUAAAGAAUAUCAUUUAUGGUUUGCCCACUAAACGUCUUGAAUGUGAUCUUCUUCGAAAAUUUAUUGAUAAAAUCGACUUUUCAUUUAAAAUUGAUGAAUCAGUUGCCGGUAAAGAUCAAGCACAAGGUAUGCAUGAUCAAAUGCGUAAAAUUACUAAAGAUUUUCGAACUCAAGCUAUGAUAUUAUAUGUUAAAUCAUUAACUUGA